AGUUCCUGCUUCGAAAACAUGGCGGUGUUUUGGAAAAUAGCGUAAGUUCAGUUUUGCAGUGUGUAAUAGACAAAUAUUUUUGCUGCUUUAUGCCAACUACGACUGUUACAAAAAUCGCACAGUUGUAAUCGAUUGAAUCUUUUGUAAAGCCAAACGCUUCAAGCCGUUUACUUGGAGUUUCUUGUUAUCGUUUAAGUUCGUCAUUAGUGUACAGGUGAUCUGAAAUAACGUGCACGUCGCAAUGCCCGAGGGUCCUGAGCUGUACUUGGCCAGUGUGUUUGUGAACACAGCAUGUGCAGGUGUGUUGUUCACCGGCGCUGUGGAGAAGUCAGAGGUGAAUAAAGGAGUCGAGGUGCAGUUCAGUAGCGAUUCUUACCAAAUCAGCGCCACGUCUAGAGGGAAAGAAGUGCGACUCACACUGACUCCGAUCAAAACUGACACACGAAGGGAAAGCAGAUCAGGACCGAAUCAGUCGCCUAUGGAUGUGGUCUUCCGGUUUGGUAUGUCUGGUUAUUUCAGCUUCACGGCGAAAUCAGAACUCCCAAAACAUUCCCAUCUGCGAUUUUACACCAAGGAGGAUCCUCAGAGAGUCCUGAGCUUCGUCGAUGUCCGCAGGUUUGGCAGCUGGCAGCCUGAUGGACACUGGCAGAAAGACCGAGGCCCAUGUGUCAUGUUGGAGUACAAGAGCUUCAGGGAGAAUGUUUUGUCCAAUUUGGCAGACAAAGCAUUUGACAGGCCAGUGUGUGAGGCUCUCUUAAAUCAGAAGUACUUCAAUGGAAUUGGCAACUACCUUCGAGCAGAGAUUAUGUACAGAUUAAGGAUUCCUCCCUUUGUGAAAGCAAGGACCGCAUUGGAGGGACUGAAACCACACAAUGAAAACACAAUGAACGUUAAAGAGGAGCCCAGAACAGAGUCAGAAGAGAAAGCUGCUGUGGAUGAGAAGAAAUCUGAGAGUCAAGAUCUUCUCUCUCUCUGUCACACUGUACCACUCGAAGUGGUUAAUCUGGGUGGAAAAGGUUAUGACCCACAAAAGAGAGAUUACACAGAAUUGGUUUCCUGGAUGCAGUGUUACAGUGUUGAAGGGAUGAAUUCAGCAAGAGACCAUAAUGGAAGAACUAUAUGGUUUAAGGGUGUUCCUGGUCCAAUGGCCCCUAAAGCAUCCAAAUCUCAGAAAGCAAAAAGAAAAAUAAAGAAAGGUGACAAUACAGAUACAAAGAAGGAAAAGCUUGAAAAGAAGGAAGCAGGGGCUGGAAAAAGGGUGAAGGAUGUGGCUAACAAAAGGGGCAGUGCCAGACAGCAGAAUGCUAGCAAGUCUGGACCAGAAGGAGAUGAUAACAGAAAAAGACCAAACACACGCAGUUCAACAGGGCUACAACAAACCAAAGCUGAGACUACAAGAAGACAAAAAGCUAACACUAAAGCUAAGGCCACCAGAAAACCUCAUAAGAAGAGCAGUAGAACUGCUUAGGAAUGGCUUCCUAAAAAUAAACAUGUAAUAAAUUUAAAGCAAUAAUAAGAAAAAAAAGCACAACUGCUGGAUCAACAGGCAGCUGUCUGUAUGUAUGGAAAUACUACACUGUAGAAAGAAAAUGAAACAAAUUUAGCCAUUUGGUUCACAUCAGCUAUUUCUUGAGAUGGUAAUUACCAUUUUAUAUUAACACAUUUAUGUUUUUGUUUUUUUUUAUGAAAAUAAAAAUAAAACAGUUAACCACUGA
Messenger RNA from Tachysurus vachellii, 1715 nucleotides. RefSeq names its product nei-like DNA glycosylase 1 (gene neil1). Lineage: Eukaryota; Metazoa; Chordata; Actinopteri; Siluriformes; Bagridae. Gene Ontology annotation, biological process: base-excision repair. Gene Ontology annotation, cellular component: nucleus. The transcript is spliced from 9 exons. Gene Ontology annotation, molecular function: DNA-(apurinic or apyrimidinic site) endonuclease activity; DNA N-glycosylase activity; nucleic acid binding. The coding region runs from base 242 to 1468 and encodes 408 amino acids. The record is from RefSeq and is a predicted model, not a curated record.